Molecule: messenger RNA, 2616 nt
Organism: Coregonus clupeaformis (lake whitefish)
Lineage: Eukaryota; Metazoa; Chordata; Actinopteri; Salmoniformes; Salmonidae
Product: protoporphyrinogen oxidase-like
Exons: 13
Coding region: 101-1531 (476 amino acids)
Biological process (GO): heme biosynthetic process
Cellular component (GO): mitochondrial inner membrane
Molecular function (GO): protoporphyrinogen oxidase activity, oxygen as acceptor
Source: RefSeq, a predicted model, not a curated record
CCGCGACGAGGUCCACUGUCAUCAAUGUUAUGUCACGGAGUUCCAUAUGAGUCGUUACUCCAACUGUAGGCCGCAAAAGAGCUGGGCAUCCUAGGGCUGAAUGCAGAAGACAGUGGCUGUCCUGGGAGGGGGGAUAGGGGGCCUGUCUGCCUGCUUCCACCUCAGCAAGUGCCCCCAGGUCUCCAAGAUAGUGCUGCUGGAGGGGGAUGGACGGUUCGGAGGCUGGCUGAGCUCAACUCGUAGGGAGGAUGGAGCUGUGUUUGAACAUGGACCUAGAGGGAUACGACCUGCAGGAGCCGUGGGCCGAAACACACUCAACAUGGUGGAAGAGUUGGGGCUGGAGAGCGAGGUCCUCCCAGUCACCUAUGAUCACGUGGCCUCUAAGAACCGUUACCUCUACAUGGGAGGCCAGCUACACAAGAUGCCUUCUGGCUUAGGUGGAGUAGUGCGUACAGUCCCUCCGUUCUCUCGUCCUCUGGUCCAGAGCGUACUGAAGGAGAUACUGGUCAGCAGAGGGAAGGAGGAGGAUGAGUCUGUUCAUUCCUUCGUGUCGAGAAGGCUGGGCACUGAGCUUGCAGACAUCGCCAUCGACAGCCUGUGCAGGGGAGUGUUUGCAGGGGACUGCAGGAAGCUGAGUGUGCGCUCUUGUCUCCCGCCCCUCUACAAUGCAGAGAAGGCCAGAGGUUCCAUCGUCCUGGGCAUGUUGCUGGGCUCAGGCCCUGGACCAGACGUACCCCCGUCUGACCUGGCCAAGAGGGCCGCUCAGGAGAACUGGGCCCAGUGGUCCCUGAAGAGGGGCUUACAGAACCUUCCAGAAGCCCUGGAGGAGAGGAUGAGGAAUGGGGGACGUGUAGAGGUGCACAGAGACACCCCUGUGAGGGGGCUAAGUACUAAUGGCACCGGCUGGGAGAUUCAACUGGAGGACGGCACCAUCAAAGCUGAUCAUGUCAUUGCUGCUCUACCCGCAAAAGCUCUGGCCUCAGCACUGCCCUCUGCUGCACAGCCCCUGUCACAGCAGCUACGGGAGAUUGCCACGGUGACCGUUGCCGUGGUAAACCUGGAGUACGAGGGUUCCGUCCUGCCUGUCACGGGCUUUGGCCACCUGGUGCCAUCCUCAGAAGACAGAGGGCUCCUAGGGGUGGUCUACGACUCUGUACCCUUCCCCCAGCACAACCGCACUGGAGGACCCACCACCAGACUAACAGUGAUGAUGGGCGGGGCCUGGUUCCAGGAAGUGUUUGGGAAUCCAGAGGAAGUGACAGAGCAGCUCCUCCUGGAGAGGGCCACUCAGGCCGUGACAUCACACCUGGGCGUUACCACACCACCUAUCUGGAGCGUCGUUGCACUACUCAAGGACUGCAUUCCUCAAUAUUACCUUGGACACUGGAAACGACUUGAAAAUAUGAGACAAUACAUCAAAGACCACAAUCUACCCCUUAGUCUGGCCGGGUCCUCUUAUGAUGGCGUCUCGGUCAAUGAUGUAAUCUUCAGUGGACAGACGGCAGCAGAGGGCCUUGUGGGAAAAGUCUAACCGGAUGUUCAGGUUCCAACCAUGGAUAUCAGCUAAUAUUGUGAAAGAGAUCAUGUUUUUUUCCUCAUCACAUUGCUUUCUACAUUAGUUUUGCUUUUACUGUACAUACAACUUACUAGUCACCCUCUGCAUUUAAGCCUUCUGCAAAGGGAUGUCAUUUUCGCACAAUAUUCCUGAUUUAUAAGCAGCAUAUUUAAGAAGUUUUCCAUUUCCAUCUCAUUUGGACAAAGCACAGCUUGAACCACCAGAGAUGAUUCUAUCAGAUACAAACCUCUGUCAGAGACAUCACCACUAGCCUGAAAAACACAGGUAACCCACAGAACAGUUCUCAUUGUAAUAAGAUCAUCUCGUUUUUGAAAUAGAGUGCUGGAUGAAAGUCAUAUGUACUCACUACGUAAAAUGUAACCACAAUCGGAACUGUUUUAGGGUGAUCUGUCCCCGUAAGCUUCAAGGAUUACAUUUUCAACGCAGUAGUUCAGAAUGUAGAGUAACUUUUUUAAUUCAGGAUGAGAUUUCAUAUUUUAGUUAUGGUGCCUUUUUGCUAACAGAAAUAAUAAUAUAAUAAUAAUAAUAAUAUGCCAUUUAGCAGACGCUUUUAUCCAAAGCGACUUACAGUCAUGCGUGCAUACAUUUUUUGUGUAUGGGUGGUCCCGGGGAUCCACCCCUUCAUGAAUGUACAGGCAUAUUUGAUGUGGGAGACAUGUUAAAGAUGUGAUAAUCAGUGUUGUGUAUAUCCCUACUCCAUUGUGUCUGCUCAGGUGUUAUGAAGUAACCUCAUGUAAUGCAAUUGUAAUUUCCGGCCAUCUGUUUUUUACCCUAUCCUUUUUGUGAAUAUAGCAGACAAAAAUCCAUUCUUAUUAUGGUAAAGAAUGUGCGCAUAUGUUUCAUCACCGUGGUAACAGAUCUGCACAGACUCUGAUGUGAUGAUCUCGAUAUGGUGAUCAAUCUUGUAUUUGGAAUCUAAUUUAUAGUUUAAGUACAGUGGCAAGGGGAUGGUUUGAUAAUGUAUUUUUAUACACAUGUUUAUUAAAUGAAACUUUAUUAUUUGGAGAAUGUUGCAGAGCAAUAAAUAUGAUGCUUUAUCA